This is a messenger RNA of Canis lupus familiaris (dog), 2512 nucleotides long. It is a transcript of the gene NIBAN3, whose product is annotated as niban apoptosis regulator 3. Bases 189 to 2060 code for a protein of 623 amino acids. NCBI's taxonomy places the organism in Eukaryota, Metazoa, Chordata, Mammalia, Carnivora, Canidae. The transcript is spliced from 15 exons. The record is from RefSeq and is a predicted model, not a curated record.
CCGACACAUGCAUUCACACAGGGGCCAUGCUCUGGCUUCAGAGCCCAGGCAGCUGGUCUCAGCAGCAUCCAAGCCCCUCAUCGGCUGCCCUGCUCCUGGGGUGCCCCUGAGCCCAGAAACCUCGGGGCUGUGGGAGGGGAGGUGGCGUCUGCUUUGCUCUCAAGGGAGCCCCUAGAGACGGCAGCAGGAUGGGUGGGCGGCCCUCGAGCCCCCUGGACAAGCGGCAGCAGCAGCACCUGAGGGGCCAGGUGGACGCCCUGCUGAGGAACUUCCUGCCCUGCUACCGCGGGCAACUGGCAGCCUCUGUCCUGCGACAGAUCUCCCGUGAGCUGGAGCCCCGGGAGCCCGCCGGAUGCCAGCUGAUGCGCAGUAAAAAGCUUCCCCGAGUCCGUGAACACCGAGGGCAUCUGACCCAGCUUGGGGGCCACCCACCCCGAUGGCAGCCCAUUUUCUGUGUCCUGCGUGGGGAUGGCCGCCUGGAGUGGUUCAGCCUCAGGGAGGAAUAUGAAAAUGGGGGCCAUCCCCUGGGCUCCAUGACCUUGACAGGGUAUACUGUCCUGACUUCCCAGCGUGAAUAUCUCCACCUGUUGGACACUCUCUGUCCAGUCUCCUCAGGAGAUCAUACACAGGAAGAGCCUGACCCCCUCCUGGAAAUGCCGGUGACCUUCCCCCUGUUCCUGCAGCACCCCUUCCGCCGGCACCUCUGUUUCUCUGCAGCCUCGAGGGAAGCACAGCGCGCCUGGAGGCUAGCCCUGCAGGGCGGCAUCCGGCUUCGUGGCACAGUCCUGCAGCGCAGUAAGGCCCCCGCCGCCCGCGCCUUCCUGGACGCCGUAAGACUCUAUCGGCAGCACCAAGGCCACUUUGGCGGCGACGACGUGACCCUGGGCUCGGACGCCGAGGUGCUGACCGGGGUGCUGAUGCGGGAGCUGCUGCCUGCGCUGCGAGCCCAGACGCUGCCCGGCCUGCGGGGCGCGGGCCGCCACCGUGCCUGGGCCUGGAUCGAGCUCCUAGACGCGGUGCACGCCGCCGUCCUGGCCGGGGCCUCCGCCGGACUCCGCGCCUUCCAGCCGGAAAAAGACGAGCUGCUCACGGUCCUGGAGAAAACCAUCCGCCCCGACGUGGACCAGAUACUGCGGCAGCGGGAGCGCCUGGCGGGGAGGCUGCGGGUCCAGGUCCAGGGCCCUCUAGAGUCGUGCCUGUGCAGGAAGGUGGACACACAGCUGUCCCUGGUCACUCAAAAGCUGCUGAGCACCAUGGAAGCCGUUCUCUCAGCAGUGCAGACCCUCCUAGCUCAGGGCAUGGACCGCCUGUCCCGCCACCUGCGUGGGAGCUCCUCUGGCACGUGGCUGCGCAAGGAGGUUUACUCAUUUGGGGAGAUGCCCUGGGACCCAGAGCUGAUGCAGACCUGCUACCGUGAGGCUGAGAGAAGCCAGGGCCGCCUGGGUCAGCUGGUGGUGCCAUUUGGCUUCUCUGGAACACGAAGCCUCAUGUUUGGGGCUCAGGAUCUUGCACAGCAGCUUAUGGCUGACUCUGUGGCCACCUUCCUCCAGCUGGCGGACGAGUGUCUGACCACAGCCCUCAACUGCACCCAGGCUGCCCAGCAGCUGGAGAAAGUCAGGGGCCGUGUGCUGAAGAAGUUCCAAUCCGACAGCAGCUCGGCACAGAGGGAGUUCAUCCGCGGGUGGCUGCUCUGCAUCUUCUUGCCCUUUGUGUUGAGCCAGCGGGAGUGGAGCUGCAAAGUGCUGCCUCUCUUCCAGGAUCUGCUUGAGUUAGAAGGAGACGUCCUUGCUGUGGGUAGCCCGGCCCUGACCCUCGAAGGCAUCUAUGAAGACAUUGUCCAGGGGGUCCUGCUUCAGAGGAUCAAUGGAGAAUUGAAAAAGGCCCUCCGUGUCAGUGACGUGUCCUGCACUUUGGAUGGUUGCUCAGCGGCCCCAUGGGACCAGACAGGAGUAGAUGAGGAAGCUGAGGCUCAGAAAGGAACUUGCCCCGGGCAGCCAGGCUCUGGUGCUGAGGUCCAGCCUUUCUGCCCGCUGCCUCCUCCGAGAACAUUCUGCAGCUAAGUCUUCAGCCACUUCUGUCCUCAUUCGUUCACAGUGGAUAAGUGUGUGCUAGUGGAAUUUAAGAGUCAAAGCAUAUGCACCAUUUCAAGCCUUUUAUAACCCUCAUACCACCUCCACCUCAUUCCUCUCUGAAAAAGCUGGUCUUUUUUUACACUCCCAUCAGCAGGAUUUGUGCAUAUUCUCCAUAUCCUUUCCAAACACUAGAAAUUUUCCUAACAGAGCAAAAGUCAAUUUGAAAGACACACACAUUUCAUUGUUUUAUUUUGAAUUUCCUUAAUGAUUACACUGAAUCUAAACAUGUGUUUAUUGGCCAUUUUUAUGUUUGUGCUUUUAUUUUUUUAAGUGAAUUGCCUGUUCAUGGCUUUUACCUACCUUUCUCUUCAGGAGAUUUUAUCUUUUUCUUAUUGAUCUCUAAUAACUCUUUGUAUAUUAAAGAUAUUAAUGCUUUGUUA